CUGAGGUUUCCAAUCAACUUGGACGAUCCGGAACUGAGCACGCAAAUGCUUGAUAAAGAUUGUCACAAAGUUCGAUGAUCAAGAUCAAUCAAAGGGCGCCAACUCCAAAUGAGUAAGUCAGAUAUGCGAUAAGGAAGUGUUGGCAAAGUGCUUUGAUGUUGAAUAACUCAUUUUCACAUCGUGAUCCAUCCAGGAUGAAGAAACUAGCCGCCAUUUUUCUCAGUCUGAGCAUUUUGCUCUUUGAACCCGUCAGAGCCAUGCAACGCCCUCCAGGAGGGCGUCCUAUGUACCCUGGUGCUUCAGGACCACCUUCGUCAAUAAUGAGUCCGGCCAUUUGCUCCGGUAUAACGGGUCUCGUGGUGGGUACCGGAAUCGGCAUUGGCAUCGGCGCUCUCAUCUUCAACCGACCGUGGAACCGUGGGAACGUCGGUGGCGGAAUCUGGUUCGGCAAGCGGAGGAAACGAGAUCUAUGGAAUCACGAAGAAGAAGAUGACGACGAUGAUUGA
Tigriopus californicus is the source of this 506-nucleotide messenger RNA. RefSeq lists its product as uncharacterized. Bases 156 to 506 code for a protein of 116 amino acids. NCBI's taxonomy places the organism in Eukaryota, Metazoa, Arthropoda, Copepoda, Harpacticoida, Harpacticidae. The record is from RefSeq and is a predicted model, not a curated record. The transcript is spliced from 2 exons.